CCUGCCCUUGCUGCUCCCUGACUGCUCCGGGCAUCCUCCUGGGCACAGACCCUGUCCCAAGGGGCCAUGGUAGGGUGUGGGCAGCAGCACGUCUCCCACUGGCACUCCUCUGAUAAACACUCCAGGCACUGCAUCAGUGCCACCCACUCGUGGUUGCCUUCCCUAUCCCAGCCCCUGUGCCCCAGGUUCUUCUCAUGCCACCCUGUGUGGGACCCACGGCUGGCAAGGGACAGCAAGGGCAGGGGCAGGGUACACGCUGCCUGUGUACUGUGUGUGACAUUGCUCUGCAAGCGCCAGAGGCCAUGGCACAGGAAACACUCGUCGGACAGUGCCCCCGGGCACUGCCACGGUUCAGUUCCCACCGUGGGCAUGACCUGGGGUCAAGGUGCCCGCAGCCAGGCCAGCGUGCCGGAGUGGGGCCAGGCCAGUCGCCAGAGCCAGCCCUGGCUCCGAGGGCUGGGGUGAGGACGCUGGCCGCUGGCCGCUGGCCGGAGCUCGGGGGGCCGGCUGGGGGUGGGCUCCGGAGCCAGCCCCUCCCCGGCCGUAUAAAUCCCGAUUCCCCCUGCAGACAGUCGUCCCAGCCCUGCUCAGCUGCCGCGGCGGAGCAGCAGCGGGAAGGCGUCCGGAGCCGCCGUCGCAGCUGUGCCGGCGGGGGAAGGCUCCCCGCAGCCCCGGGGGUGCCCCCAGCAGGGCCGGGGGUGCGGGCGGGCACCCCACCAUGGCCUUCACCAUGCUGCGCCCUGUGGCCGCCCGCGUGCUCUACCCCGACCUUAGCAUGCUGUCGGAGGACGAGGAGAACCGGAGCGAGAGCGACACGUCGGACCAGUCGUUCGGCUGCUGCGAGGGCGCCGAGGCUCGCCGCAAGCUACCGCGGAAGCCGGGGCCGAUGGUGAUGGUGAAGCAGAGGCAGGCGGCGAACGCACGGGAGCGGGACCGGACCCAGAGCGUCAACACGGCCUUCACCGCCCUGCGAACCCUCAUCCCCACCGAGCCAGUGGAUCGGAAGCUGUCCAAGAUCGAGACCCUCCGCCUGGCCUCCAGCUACAUCUCCCACCUGGCCAACGUGCUGCUGCUGGGCGAGGGCUGCGAGGACGGGCAGCCCUGUUUCAGUGCCAUCUAUGGUGCCAAGGGCGACCUGGACAGCAAACAGCCCCGCAGCAUCUGCACCUUCUGCCUCAGCAACCAGCGGAAAGGGGGCAGUCGGAGGGACCUCGGGGGCAACUGUCUGAAGGUGCGAGGGGUGACGCCCCUGCGAGUGUCGCGGAGAUGAGCCGGGCUCCGGCAGCGCCCACCUGACACAGCGGCAGAGGCGGACGGAGCCCGCGCACGCCAGCCCAGAGACCGCAGCGGGGAGGGAGGGAGCUGCUCACCUGAGGUGGCAGUGGCCGAGCCCAGGCUGGCACCACACCGACACUGGCCCUGGAGCCGGCAGUGGGGCGGGAGGACACUCCCGUGGCUGAGGCUGCCCACGCGGGGCAGGGCCGGGGAGGGGGGUCCCCGCGCCCCGGGGCUGGACUGGAAGGGGCCUGUGUGCGGCCAGCGUCGAGGCGCUCCAGGGGGACGGUGUUGUGGCCCUGGGGAUGCUGGUUGUGCAUGUGCAGCUGCUUGGAAAAUAAAGCCUUAUUUUUCUGAU
This is a messenger RNA of Serinus canaria (Common canary), 1633 nucleotides long. RefSeq names its product transcription factor 15 (gene TCF15). Gene Ontology annotation, molecular function: RNA polymerase II transcription regulatory region sequence-specific DNA binding; DNA-binding transcription factor activity, RNA polymerase II-specific; protein dimerization activity. NCBI's taxonomy places the organism in Eukaryota, Metazoa, Chordata, Aves, Passeriformes, Fringillidae. Bases 719 to 1270 code for a protein of 183 amino acids. The record is from RefSeq and is a predicted model, not a curated record. Gene Ontology annotation, biological process: regulation of transcription by RNA polymerase II; developmental process. The transcript has 2 exons.